AAGUUUUGGAGGCUGUUCACCCACCAUGUCCAAGACCGAGGAGACGAAUGGAGUCCUCCCACCACCUCCGGAACCAACGCCUGCGGUGUUUACAAGUAAACUUGUUUCACCAAUUCAUACGUUCUUUGUAAUGAUCAUAUGUCUGGGAUCUGUUCAUUUUUUAUGUAUUCUCAUCAUGGCUUCAUUCUUAUUGCUCCCUCGUCACCAAUGCUUACUGGUAUUGGGGAUGCUUGUGGUGCUUAUGUUCAUCCCAAUUAAUGAAAACAGUAAAUGGGGCCUAGCUUUAGCCAGGUACAUAUAUAAGCAUGCGCCUGGUUACUUUCCUGCUACUCUAUAUGUUGAGGAUAUUAAAGAUUUCAAUCCUGAUCAGGCUUACGUUUUUGGAUACGAGCCCCAUUCAGUUUGGCCAAUUGGAGCCGAAACACUAUCAGCUCUUACAGGUUUUAUGCCUACCGGCAAAGUCAAGGUCCUUGUAAGCACAGCUCUGCUGUACACACCGUUCUUGAGGCAUUUGUGCACGUGGUUGGGAGCGUCGGCAGCAACAAGGGAAAAUUUCUCAUCUCUCUUAAAAGCUGGGUAUAGCUGCGUAGUGAUCCCAGGUGGAGUACAGGAGUCAUUUUAUAUGGAGCAUGAUUCCGAGGUUGCGUUUUUAAAGGCAAGGAAAGGAUUCAUACGACUUGCAAUGGAGACCAAUUCUCCUUUAGUUCCUGUUUUCGCCUUUGGCCAGUCCUACAUUUAUAACUGGUGGAAACCACGGGGGAAGUUGUUCCUAAAACUCUCUCGUGCUAUUAAGUUCAUGCCUGUUGUCUUUUGGGGUGCUUUAUGGUCUCCUGUACCCUUACGGCAACCAAUCCUUGUGGUGGUUGGUAAACCAAUACAUUUCAAGAAGUAUUCUACACCAACCAUGGAAGAGGUCUCAGAAGUGCAUGGUCAGUUUGUAGAGGCACUUCAAAGUCUAUUCGAUAGGCAUAAAGAACGAGCAGGCUAUCCUGAUCUUGCAUUACGAAUUAUGUGACAAGAUUGUGUGCACAUUUAACUAUUGGGUGAAUCCAUUUUGCAUUACGAGCAGUUUAUGUCCAGAAUACUCGAUUGCAACAUGAGGAACAAUAAAGUUAACUGUUUGGUGAAUCCAUUUUGGUCCGAAUCUGUUUUGAGUUUCGACCCAAAUCAAAUUAA
Molecule: messenger RNA, 1176 nt
Organism: Helianthus annuus (common sunflower)
Lineage: Eukaryota; Viridiplantae; Streptophyta; Magnoliopsida; Asterales; Asteraceae
Product: diacylglycerol O-acyltransferase 2
Exons: 9
Coding region: 26-1015 (329 amino acids)
Biological process (GO): triglyceride biosynthetic process
Cellular component (GO): endoplasmic reticulum membrane
Molecular function (GO): diacylglycerol O-acyltransferase activity
Source: RefSeq, a predicted model, not a curated record